AUGAAAAGUCCGGAGAAGGGCCACAGGAUAUAUCCAGGGAGAGGUUACAUGAAAAGUCCGGAAAAGGGCAACAGGAAAUAUCCAGGGAGAUGUUACAAGGAAAGUCCGGAAAAGGACUACAGUAUAUAUCCAGGAAGAGGCUACAUGAAAAGUCCGGAGAAGGGCCACAGGAUAUAUCCAGGGAGAGGUUACAAGGAAAGUCCGGAGAAGGGCCACAGUAUAUAUCCAGGGAGAGGCUACAAGGAAAGUCCGGAGAAGGACUACAGGAUAUAUUCAGGGAAAGGUCACAAGGAAAGCGCGGAGAAGGGCCACAGGAUAUAUCAAGGUAGAGGCUACAAGGAAAGUCCGGAGAAAGGAUACAGGGUAUAUCCAGGUAUAGGUUACAAGGAAAGUCCGGAGAAGGGCCACAUUAUAUCCAGGUAUAGGUUACAAGGAAAGUCCGGAGAAGGGCCACAUUAUAUCCAGGGAGAGGUUACAAGGAAAGUCCGGAAAAGGGAUACAUGGUAUAUCCAGGGAGAGGUUAAUUGA
This is a messenger RNA of Ylistrum balloti, 528 nucleotides long. RefSeq names its product small proline-rich protein 3-like. The transcript has a single exon. The coding region runs from base 1 to 528 and encodes 175 amino acids. The record is from RefSeq and is a predicted model, not a curated record. Lineage: Eukaryota; Metazoa; Mollusca; Bivalvia; Pectinida; Pectinidae.